Messenger RNA from Ustilaginoidea virens, 483 nucleotides. RefSeq lists its product as uncharacterized. NCBI's taxonomy places the organism in Eukaryota, Fungi, Ascomycota, Sordariomycetes, Hypocreales, Clavicipitaceae. The transcript has 2 exons. The record is from RefSeq and is a predicted model, not a curated record. The coding region runs from base 1 to 483 and encodes 160 amino acids.
AUGGCAUCAACCCCGACGGGCGUGCCGGAUCCAGCCCGCACGGACGCAGGCUCCGUCGACCCGGCCGACUUUGACCACCCCGACGACGCGUCUGAGAAGGACCUGUCCGAAAUCGACCCGUCUGCGAUCAAGCCGCGGCCUUUGACGCCCGACCCCCGGGCCGUGGCUCCCGAAACCCCCGCCACUCCCCGGCGCGUGGGGCUCCGCGAAACGUCGUCUUGGCUCUGGGCUGUGGUCGCCGCCCGCGCAAAGGGCCUCGGACGCCGCCACGCGCGCCCGGACGUCGAGUCCCAGCUCGAGAUGCCCGCCAACGCCAAGCAGUCCGUCGCGGCGUUCCUCGUCCUCGCGUCGCUCGUCCUGUCCGUCGGGGCGGGCACGGCCGUCGGCCUGGCCAAGCGCGACGGCGGGCUGGGGCUGGUUGUCUCUACGGCCGUCCUGGUCGUCCUGCUUGUCCUGGUCAAGGCGGCCAAGGUUGACGCCUGA